This is a messenger RNA of Drosophila yakuba, 1107 nucleotides long. RefSeq names its product transcription factor BTF3 homolog 4 (gene bic). The transcript has 2 exons. The coding region runs from base 152 to 661 and encodes 169 amino acids. Gene Ontology annotation, cellular component: cytosol; nascent polypeptide-associated complex. The record is from RefSeq and is a predicted model, not a curated record. NCBI's taxonomy places the organism in Eukaryota, Metazoa, Arthropoda, Insecta, Diptera, Drosophilidae.
ACACUCACGUUUAGUACUGCCUACCAGUACUACUCACAUAUACAUACCUCUUUUGCCAUUUUUAUCAUGGCGAUUUCUUUUUGACAUUUGACUACGACUGGGCGCACGUGUUUUCUGGCAAGGCUCUGUGCUAAAUUAUAGUAAAAUCAAAAUGAACCCGGAGAAGCUGAAGAAGUUGCAAGCGCAGGUGCGCAUUGGCGGCAAGGGCACCCCCCGCCGCAAGAAGAAGAUCGUCCACUCCACGCCCGCCACCGACGACAAAAAGCUGCAGUCGUCGCUCAAGAAGCUGUCGGUGAACACAAUCCCCGGCAUCGAGGAGGUGAACAUCAUCAAGAACGAUGGCACCGUCAUCCACUUCAACAAUCCGAAGGCCCAGGCCUCGCUGCCGACGAACACGUUCGCCAUCACAGGCCAUGGCGAGAACAAGACGAUCACCGAGAUGGUGCCCGGCAUCCUGACGCAACUGGGUCCCCAGGACAUCAACCAGCUGAAGAAGCUGGCCACGGAGAUUGCCAACAAGACCGGCGCCGGCGGCGCAGCCGGCUCUUCGGCCGCCGAUGCCGGUGACGAUGAUGUGCCCGAUCUGGUCGAGAACUUUGAGGAGGUGGCCAUCGCCGGCACAAAGGAGGAGAAGUCCGGUGAGGUGGCGGCCUCCGCUUAGGCAGGUCCAACCCCGCCCACCCAGGCAAAUCACACCACACACACCGAAAACAAAAACAUACAUACAAAACAUACGGGGCCAGGGAGCAAGACGAAGGGGCAGGCAUACAGGACAGGACCCACACCCCAGAUGCCGGAAUUACACCUACCAUUUAGCCAUUCCGGUUUCAAAUCGGAAACGGAUCCACUCCGCACUGUUGAUAGCGCUUCUGCCCUGGAUGGGCCAUCCUUCGUGCUCCCUUCAGCCACUUUUUUGGGGGUAAUGCUACACACUAUACUAAAAUACAAAAAUAAAGGCAUCCGAGUGAGCGCUGAACAGAACACAUAAGCAUAAUAACUAUACUUAACAUACUAAGGGAACCCUUCAAUCUUAAUCUAAUAGUAAUAGUUUGGAACCGACAAUUGUAUUUUCCAAAGCGAUUAAAGCACGUUUCCUUAACCAAAAAA